Molecule: messenger RNA, 2794 nt
Organism: Alexandromys fortis (reed vole)
Lineage: Eukaryota; Metazoa; Chordata; Mammalia; Rodentia; Cricetidae
Gene: Sigmar1
Product: sigma non-opioid intracellular receptor 1
Exons: 4
Coding region: 1267-1950 (227 amino acids)
Cellular component (GO): endoplasmic reticulum
Source: RefSeq, a predicted model, not a curated record
UGAAUCCCUCCAUUACAUUUGACUACUGUGAUCCUUCAUUCCCUCACUUCUGUGUAUAAGUCUAAUUUCUUCUAGUUCUUUAUGGUUUCUGUUGCUGUUCUUGUUGUCUCCUGUGACCUCUGCUGACUCUGUAGCUAAGGGUGACCUUGAACUUCUGAUCCUUGGGCCUUUACUUCCCAAGUUCUAGGAUUACGGAUGUGUGCAGCCUCUCUCAGCCUUAUGUUGUCUCUUUCUAACUAACACAUAAUCCUAACCAUGUGCCAGGCACUAAUCUCAUCAUAAUAAACGUAUGGGCUAUGAAGCAGAUACUUUGUAUUCGUUUAUUCUAUGUUACAGAUAAACCUGCCCAUAUAUGCUCUUAAAUGCUGAGACAUCUGUGCAGUGCCCAGAGUUAGUUAAUUUGUUUAGUGAAACAAGAUCUCUCUAGGUAGCACUAACAGGUCUCUUACUUGGACCCUAGUCCAAUUUUGCUCCCCUCCAAAUGAAGCCCAGUACCAUUCUGUGGCAAAAUUGAAUCCCAUAGCUCCCCAGUGGAUAAAUUUAUCGGUUUACAAGGCCUUUCGCAUUUUUGUGCUUCAGAACAUAGAAUGAACUAACUGUAGGCUCAGAGAAAAACACUACUCUAAAGAAGCAUGGUGGUGCACGCCUUUAAUCUCAGCACAGGAAAGGCAGAGAGGCAGGAGGCUCCCGGUGAGUUAGAGGUCAGCCUAGUCUACACAGCGAGUUCCAGGCCAGCUAAGGCUACGUUGUGAGACCUUAACUACAAAUAUAUCUACAUACUCCUCCUCCUCCCUCUUUGACUCCUGGAAGGCUUCCCAUCAGCAGCAAGAGCCCUUAUCUCAUAAACACUUCACGUGGCCUUUCCCAGUGGCACUAUCUCCUCCCCGCUUCUAUGCUAGCGAUCACGAAUCCUAGAAAGUUCUACUUCUGGAACAGCCAGUCCAGGUGGAUCAGUCCAUUCUGGGUCUCCCCGCAGCUCUCCCCCACAGAGUGUGGUGCCGGGGGACACCAAGACAGAAAACUCUAAGGCUACAGCCAGGAGGCUCGGUCCCGCCCUCUCACCUCUUGUUUGGACCGCGCCACCCAACCUAUGCUCUCCCCGUUAUAAAAUGGUUCAAUCCAGAGGGCGGUGCUAGGUGCCCCGGACGUUCCGAUUGGCCCAGGCGAGCCGUACCAUGGCGGCGGGGGCGACCGUGGGCAGCGGGUUUUGAGUCUGUAUGUGCUUAACCUGAGGCGGUAUCUGUCUCCUACGCUGGUGGUGCCAGGAUGCCCGCCGGGAUGCAGUGGGCCGUGGGCCGGCGGUGGAUAUGGAUCGCCCUGUUUCUGGCUGCUGCCGCGGUGCUGAUCCAGGCCUUUUGGCUAUGGCUGGGUACGCAGAGCUUCGUCUUCCAGCGAGAAGAGAUAGCGCAGCUUGCUCGACAGUACGCUGGACUGGACCAUGAGCUGGCCUUCUCUCGGCUGAUCGUGGAGCUGCGGAGGCUGCACCCAGGCCAUGUGCUGCCGGAUGAGGAGCUGCAGUGGGUGUUUGUGAACGCGGGCGGCUGGAUGGGCGCCAUGUGUCUUUUGCACGCCUCGCUGUCUGAGUACGUGCUGCUCUUCGGCACCGCCCUGGGCUCCCGUGGCCAUUCGGGGCGAUACUGGGCUGAGAUUUCUGACACCAUCAUCUCUGGCACCUUCCACCAAUGGAGAGAGGGCACCACGAAAAGUGAGGUCUUCUACCCAGGAGAGACAGUUGUGCACGGCCCUGGAGAGGCAACGGCUGUGGAGUGGGGACCAAACACAUGGAUGGUGGAGUACGGCCGGGGUGUCAUCCCAUCCACGUUGGCGUUUGCCCUGGCUGACACUGUCUUCAGCACCCAGGACUUCCUCACCCUCUUCUAUACCCUUCGCGCCUACGCUCGGGGCCUCCGGCUCGAGCUCACCACCUACCUCUUUGGCCAAGACCCCUGACCAGCCAGGACUGAGGAAGACCUGUGGAUGGACAGGAGCGGCAGGACCACACUCAUCUACUUGCUGGAACUCAUGUGCACCAACAGCAGCAUCUACCACGCAUAUUAAGUUCCUGCUGUAUGAGAAAGGACAUACAUAGUUAUACAUCCAGAAACAGCUCUUUGGGAGUAAAUGAGACGAAUAGAGAUGCUAAGAUUUGUAUGUACUGUACGGUCAUGCACUCCCAUCCAUCCAGAGAGGGUCCCUACAUAUAUACCAAGGGGGCCGGUCACGUCUGAACACCUAUCACAAGCUUGACUCGCUGACUCAGGCUUUUCCGGAGCUUCCUGCUGGCAUUCAGGGCUCUGGGAUUAAGGAUUGGGGUGGAUGUUACAUUCUUCCUUACUCUGAUGCCUCAAUCCAGUAGUGAUUUCGGGCGAAGGAAAAGUGGAGCUGCCCCCGGGAGGCCCCCUUCACCGGCAGCCCUGCUGUCCUUCCCUUCAUCUCCCCUCCCCUCACCAUAUGCCUUAGCUCCAUUCCACUCCCCUGCUAUGCAAGUGCCCUCUGGCUUCUCCACGUCCUCAGCCACCCAGCUCGGCUGGCUGGGAAAACAGAGGAGAAUGUACAGAAUGCUGAAGAGAAGGUCUUCCAUCUCAGAGAUCCCUGUUGGGGGUGUACGGAAAAUGCUGGCCUCAGCCCCGGCCUGCCCCCAAGGAGAGGGCCUGGAGAAGGAAUCCUGGGUCCAAGGAGCCACCCGAGCCCAAAAAAGCCUUUAGUGUAUGUGCAUACCCCUCCGUUUCCAGACAUUUCUGUUACAUUCUCUGUCUAACUGUCUGUCUCUGUCAAUAAAACUUGUUAAACAGUU